Messenger RNA from Daphnia magna, 2219 nucleotides. RefSeq names its product PC4 and SFRS1-interacting protein. NCBI's taxonomy places the organism in Eukaryota, Metazoa, Arthropoda, Branchiopoda, Diplostraca, Daphniidae. The record is from RefSeq and is a predicted model, not a curated record. Gene Ontology annotation, biological process: regulation of transcription by RNA polymerase II. Gene Ontology annotation, molecular function: transcription coregulator activity; double-stranded DNA binding. Gene Ontology annotation, cellular component: nucleus.
AAUUAAGAAAAAAUAUUUAAAAUUAACUUCAUUUGUUUUCUUGUUGGUUUAUGGUGUAGUUUUUACAAAAUUAAUAAUUUUAAUUUACAUCACCCAAACAGUUAUAGUCUUGACGUCAGAUGACGCGGGAUUCGUAUGGCAUGGCAUGAAGGGGACGAGACGACAAAUGCAACAUUUUAAUUCAACAGUUUUUUCAUAACAGUUUAUACUUUCUUUAAGUUUAUAAAAUGGAAAGCUUCAAGCAUGGUGAUAGAGUUUUUGCAAAAGUUCGUGGAUAUCCUUGUUGGCCUGCGCGUGUUGACAGCAAAUGCGAAGUACUGGGAAGGACUCGCUACAAUGUGUUUUUCUAUGGAACAUACGAAGUAGCACAGGUUAAAAGUGAAGAUCUAUUUCCUUAUGAAGAAAACAAAGAAAAGUAUGGAAAGGCACAAAAGCGUAAAGGAUUUAAAGAAGGACUAUGGGAAAUUGAGAAUCGACCUAACAUUGGCCUGGCAGAUGAUGUAGUCACUCCAGCCCAAGUACCCCCCAUGUUGAUAGAAGCCAAUGAAUCAGAAAAGGAAGAAAGCACCAAAGAACCGGCUAAAUUACCUCUCAAACACAAGCGUAAAAUAGAAAAAGUUCAGGAAUCGGAAACGGAACUCGAACGAGUUAGUCGAAGUGGGAGGCGUAUCAAACCUAAGCGGUUUGCCGACGAGGACACACUCGAAGCUACCGCUCACGACACUCACGACAACCUUAUGUCCGAUUCGCUCGAAAUCACCCAACCGUUACAGGACGAAACAGGCGAAGAUGCUGCAACGCUAGCGAAAAGGAAACCGAAAGUAAAAGGUUUGGAAGAAACGCUGGAAACUAAAGACCAACUUGUUGAGAGCUCGAGUAGCAGUAAUCAACCCCAUUCAGAAGCCGACACAGACGAAGUAGAAGGUGACGAUGAAGACGAAGAACGAGCAACAUCAGAAAAAAUGGAUAUAGUCAGUCACACGACAAACGAUGUGAAACUUCCUAAAACGAAAAAGAAAGCUCGUGUGGAGUGGGAUUGUAAAAACAGCCGGGGUGCUGCGAAAGUCAGAGAAAAUGUUAACCAGACCUCUUUGCCAGAAGGCAUUAAAGCCCAACUUGAAGCCAAGGUCAAUCAAGUAACGCAGCACCACCAGGAAAAGUCCAAUCGUUUACUAGACGAGAAAAAGAAGAAUAAACUUCGUUGGUUAAAGACAGAAAGCCGCCUCGUUGAAUUAGACUAUCGCAUCAAGGAGAGUCUCAGUGUUAACCGACCGAAUUGUGAGGCCGCUAUCGCAGCCUUAGACGAACUCUAUUCCCUCCAAAUGGCUCCUUUGAUGUUGAAAAAACAUCCUUUUAUAGUGACGACUAUACUAAAACUGAAGCGGUAUAUUGGUCCCAAAGAAAGCCCUGAACAUACAGACGAUCAGAAGGUUUGCGCUUCUUCUGUGAUUGAAAAGCUUGAGGUUUGCCUUUUUAAUAGUUUAUUCUCGUUCCAGGUUAUGUACAAAGAAAAAUCCGCCAUUGUCCGCAGCAAGGCAACGAUGAUAUAUGAAAAAUUCAAGUUGCUGUUUUUGACACCCGAAGGGCAAAAUUUUUGGGAUAACUUUGCUGAACAUUUGGAGAAAUUCAAAGAAGACUGUAAAAAUCUAAGUGCUGAAAGUCUUGUCCGUUUGACAGAAGACCCUUCCAUGAGGAAGAAAAAAACUGAUGUCCCUUCCACGGAACCAGAAGUCACACCUCCAAACGAGUUAACGAAGCCAAUCAAAACGGAAGAAGUAGCCAAAAAAUCUGAAGAUCCCGACAAAGUGAUUACAACAGCUGAGGAAACGGUGACGACCGGAACCAACGGAGAGGGAUCCUCCAGUAGCCACUAGUAGUGACAAAUAACUAAGUAGCAACCCUCCUUGUAAUUUAACCGUAAAACAUUGUUUGCUCGUUUUUUCUCAUCUCGCUACUGUUGUUUUCAACCAAGUGAUUGGUUAUUAUCCAAUAACCAUGCAUUGUUUAGUGCAUCAACAGGAAUGCACUGGGGGUUUUGCUCUUUUAUUCCUUGGUUAACGGGAUUAAGAUCAUCUUGCAACUGGUCAUUAUUGUUUUAAGGUUUGUCGGUUGGGCAUUCGUGUGGCCAAGCAAAAGGCGUUUUGUGUGGGAAGCACUGUGAUUCUAAAAGUCAAGCGCUUUUGAAUUCUAUUUAGAAUACAUAAUCGUGGUACAAUUCA